CAUCUGUCAUAAUGAGGGUGUCUCCUCUUUUCUACUAGGCAUUAUCGGGGAUUCCUUGUUGUUACGCAGGUGUGUACAGGCACAGACGCGACUGACACACACACACACACACACACACACACACACUGCCUCGGCUGGACUCUGUGUUACCCGUCAUCAUGUUCAAGGGGACUCGGAAGGAGACUCGAGGGGACUCGGGGGUCCUGGAUGCUGCUUCUCUGAGGCAGCAGAGGAGGCUGAAACAGGCGAUCCAGUUCCUCCAUAAGGACUCAGCUGAUCUGCUGCCUUUGGAUGGACUGAAGAAGCUCGGGACGUCAAAACAGGGGCAGCCGCACCACAUCAUCCAGAAGCGCCAGCUGGAGGCCAAGCUGUCUCAAGGGAGGAUGGUAACUCUAAACAACAGAGAGCUGCUCCUGAACUUAAGUCAGUUCAAUUCAAAUGAGAACGAGGAAGAAGAGGAGGAAGAUCUAAUAUAUGUGCCCUGCAAGUGUUUAGGAAAGGAGGUAAAUCUGCUGAUCGACAGCGGCUGCAAACUGAACCUGAUGUCCUCACUGACCGUGGAGAGAUCCGGUUGGAAAGAUCUCGUUGAGGAGAACAAAAUGGAGGCGAACGGUUUCCCUUUUCAGAGGAAGCUUUGCAUCGACGGACAAAUCAGAGAACUCAGCCUCACCAUAGGAGAGCUCAGGAUCAUGUGCUCCUUCGUUAUAGUCGAAAGUAACAGACCGCUGAUGUCUCUGGGCUACAAGACAUUAAAGGCACUAAAGUGUGUUAUCGACACUGAAAAGCAGAUGUUGGUGUUCGGGACAAACGUGAGAGAGCAGGUUCAGUUUGCCAAGAAAACAAACAAUGAAAGUUCCCACAACUUUAGCGACCUGUGACUCAAUCUCCCUGACCUCUGGCACACACAGUGAUCUAAAGCAAUACAACUAUUUAAUAACACAAGAACAACUAGACGCUUUAUCGGGGGACUUUAAAAUUUUCAUCUCAUUCAUUCUCACUUUCACUCAGCUUGUUUCUUUAUUGCAUUUAUAAGUCAGAUGAGUGAUAAUAACACUGAUUUCAGUAGUUUUUACCAUUACCACUAUAUGUAUACAGUCUUUGUUUUUGUUUUGUAUACCGACAGCAGUCUGCACAGAAGCAGCCCCCUCAAACUAACAGCUCCUUGAGUAACACUUUAAAGCUUCAUUGUAGCCUAGCUGUCACUACAGUAGUUUGUAUUGUGCAGCUAGAAUCAAAGUAUUAGCAGAACUUGUAGCACUUUAGACUUUAAGAUUGUGAUUUGAAGCUCUUAUAGCAAAAUGUAUAUUGUUGUGCAGUACAUCGCUUAUUAUAAUAAACGUUUGUAGUAAUACGUUGAUGUUGAACAGAUGGUUCAGGAGUAGAGUUUAAAUAUUUAGCACAAGUUGUUGCAUUUAGUGCAAUAGUAUUUUCUAAUAUUGUUUUCUGUAUUUUCUAGAACAAAACAUGUAUUUGCAUUAAGGUCACUGCCUUUUAAUGUUUACAAAAAGUUAGAGACACUCCUGAUAUGUUUUAUCACUCUACUGUAGCCAAAGUGCAACACUGAAUAAAAAAAUAAAAUCCUAAAUGAAGAGAA
This is a messenger RNA of Labrus bergylta (ballan wrasse), 1594 nucleotides long. Its product is annotated as nuclear receptor-interacting protein 3. Gene Ontology annotation, molecular function: aspartic-type endopeptidase activity. Lineage: Eukaryota; Metazoa; Chordata; Actinopteri; Labriformes; Labridae. Gene Ontology annotation, biological process: proteolysis. The record is from RefSeq and is a predicted model, not a curated record.